UAUGAUCAAUUUACAUGAUAACUCAAAUCGUCGUGAACAGAGGCUUGAUUUAUCGGUGGUCCCAGGGAAAAAUAUUGGCUGGUUUCGUUUGGGAUCUUCGGUAUGGGACAUUAUAAAUUUUUUGAGAGAACAAUCUAGAGUCAUUCCUUCUGUAGACUUGAAAUAUACUGAUGAGUCUCCAAUCAUGACAGAUUUAUUUCUCUCGUUACCGGCAAAUGGAAUUAAUAUGCGUUUUGAUGGUCCAACUCAGAGAUUAAAAUCAAUCGAAGUAAACGAUUUCUCAAAAUUGCGAUUAACCUAUCAGGAUAGUGAAGUUAG
Molecule: messenger RNA, 318 nt
Organism: Racocetra persica
Lineage: Eukaryota; Fungi; Glomeromycota; Glomeromycetes; Diversisporales; Gigasporaceae
Source: the annotation of a GenBank genome assembly